UCCUGUUUUGUUUUGAGAAGGCAAGGAGAUUGAUCAGAGUAGACGGUUAGUUUGAGGUCAAAUAUGAUAGACUCACUACCAGACCCUACUUUGUCGUCGGGAAUUAUAGAAGAAGAAAGUUUUAAGUUUGACACCACUGAGGCACCUGCAAAUUCCUCAACUCAUACACCUACACGAGGACUCUCAUUUUCACAAGAUCCGGAUAUUUCACAUGAAACUGUACAUCACCGACGUGAUUCUGGACCUCAUUUGGAAAAAUUUCUUAAACUGAUCAAUACAAUUGAUUGUCAUACUGAUGUUAUGUGCUGCAAAUUUACACCUGAUGGUUCACAGCUUGCUAUUGGUCUAAUUGAUGGGGUAAUUUUGGUAUAUAACCACAUUGAAAACCAAUUAUUACUCCGUCUACGAGAUGAGGAUAUAGAUAACUUUCAUCUACCAGUCACACAGAUUAGAUUUCCUGUAUUCCCGUGUAUUGGAGCGGUAGAGGAAAAUAAACUACUGGCAUCAUAUGCAUCUGGUCAUAUAAAACUAUGGAACUACACCACUGGUUCUUGUCUAAAUACAAUGAUAGAAAACAGACAGUCACUGAACGUGACAUACAGUCCCGAUGGCCUACGGUUCGUCACCACAGGAGAAACACCUGAACUGUUUGUGUAUGAUAGAACAACAAGGAAAAAAAUACUUACAUUAGAGCCAAGCAUAUCAACUCUCUCUUUUUCUCCAAUUGAUACUCAUCAGAAAUUAGAUGGCCAUUGUUUUAGAGUAUUUGCAGCUCAGUAUCACCCUGAUGAACCUCAUCUAUUCCUUUCUGGAGGCUGGGAUGACACAGUGCAUUAUUGGGAUGACAGAAAGAAGCAUUCCAUUAGAUCAAUAAGUGGUCCACAUAUAUGUGGUGAUGCAAUAGAUAUUGAUCCUAUUGGUAAAAAAGCAGUAUUAACUGGUUCAUGGAGGAGACAAUGUCCAUUAGAGGUUUGGGAUUUUGAUACUGGAAGAAAGAUGAAAGAUAUCCCCUCUGAACCUUUGUGUCAUUGUCAGCUUUACUGUUGUCAGUGGUUGGCUAAGGAGAGCGUUCUAUGUGGAGGGUCCGAUGGUAACAUGGCAAAAGUAGUAAACUGGUUUACAUUAAGUACAAAAGGCUUACUGACAGAUCUCCCUCAAGGAGUAUACUGUAUAGACAAUGAUAAAAUAGGUAGUAGACCACUGUUGGCAGUAGGUAGUAAAAGUAGAAUUUACCUUAUCAAACCAGAGAAAGACUUUUAAACAAGGGAUGAUGACUGUGUGUGGAUGUUGAAGAAAAGAUCCAGAUAGUGUCAGUGAUAAAUGCAGACUUGAAUUUAUGUUUUCUUUGUCAUUUUGAAAUUUAUGUCAAAUUGAAAAUAAUUUAAUUUUGGAUGUAACACGUCUCCUGAUUGGCUGAAAAUGUUAUGUCUAUCAGCUCAUAGACAUAAUUUUGUCAUGUGACUGUGUUGUCACCAACGUUUUUUUUCAAAAUUUACUCCUUAAAAAUGGAAUUUAGAAUUAAAUUAUAAGGAAUGACUGUAAUAUUUUUUCUGUCUACUCGAAAUAACCUAAAAAAUGUGGUGCACACUUUCAAAUAACCCGCUAUGCAGGUUAUUCAGUGUGCAACACAUUUUUGAUGUUAUUUCGAAUAGACAGAAAAAAUAUUACAGUCAUUCCUUAAAUAACUAAAAUUUUAUUGAUAUAAUGAAAAUAAUUUUUUUAAUGAUCUUCUAUGGGCAUGACAUGUUUAUGCAAAAGUUUUGUAUUUUGUAGUACAGAAAUUAUCUCCCUUUAACAUAUUCAUGUUACAGUUGAAUAUGAUGCUUAAUCAAAGUGUUUUGACAAAGAGUAUAUUGUGCUUACUGAAAAAAAGUAAGAUCAAGGAAUUAUGAGGGCUGCCAAUCGCCUGACAUUUUCUAAAUUUUUCCUAUAUUAUAAACUUUGACUUUAAUGUCAUAAUGAAUACAACGCUCUCAGACUUACAAUUGUCAAAUUAUGUACUCAGUACAAAACCCCUUGGGAGCAAACUAGUGAAAUAUACAAAUUUUGGGUAAUAUAAGAAAACUGUUUGUACUUUUUCAUAGUUUUACAGUUAAGAUCAUAACUGUUUGAAUUUUUGUAGUUUUACAGUGAUCUGAAUAGGAAGUCAACAUGUUAGAACAACACUUAAUAAAUUUUUUGUUAUUUACUCUUUGUAUGUAUUACAAACAUGUCUUAAAGAAUAUUCUGGAUGAUUGUAAAUGUUGUAAAACCAAUUAACUAUUCAGUAUGCUAUACACAUUUUGGACUCAACUCCUCCUACUUGGCUUCUUCCAGUGUCAUAAAACUUUGCACUGAUCUUAAUAUGAAGAUGUGCAUAUGAGGAGGGCAUUUUAGUCAAUUUACAUAUACAAGGGGCAGGCCCCUUUGCACUCAUAAUUUUUUUAUAUUAUUCAAUCUGCACUUUGUGAAUGCAAAACCUCACACAUGCUUCAUCAGAUGUUCUUUCGCCUUGGCCAAGUCACGAAAGAGAGAAAACAGUGCUGUGUCUGCUGGCAGUUUCAGCAAUGUAUAGGUAUUGUGUCAGUUUAAGGGAAAUCACUAGUGGUAGCUAUAUAGACCAAUGAUAUUUGGUAUGCAGUUGUAUUAGCAUUUGCACUUCUCACAUCCAUGGAGAUUAUUUGAAGUCUUGGUAUAUUGACUUUGAAACUUUUGCAUAGUUUGCAUGUUAAAAAUAUGAUCAGGUCAGUUUAAGAUGAACCACUAAUUGUUAGUCAAUGAUAUUUGGUAUCAGUUUUAUUAUCAUUUGCAAGUCUCAUUUCCAUAGAGAUUAUAUGGCCCAGCACCCUCAGUCUUUGAAACUUUUCAUAGUUGACAUGUUAAAGUUUUUGUUUAGGGGAGCGGCUUAUGAUAUGUCAAUUUUAUAUGGUAUGUAAUUGUAUAAUAAUUAGUAUUUCUAAUUUCCACUGAGAUUAUUUGGCCCUGCAUCUUCAGUCAUGGUUCAUUGUCUUUGAAUGUUUUGUAUAGUUUACACAUUAUAGAAUUGCCAUUUUUAUUUCAACAUUUGCAUUUUACUUUCAAAAUUAGACAGCGAGACAUUUCUUGCUGUUUCAACAGUUUAUUAUACUAUUCAGUAUUUUAACAAGAUAUUUGAGGAUACCUAAAAGGGGAAGCAGGGAUAUUUGUUCUGCUAUGUGGAUGGUUCUAUUUUAAAUUCAUCUCAGAAAAACUAGAAUUAAGCCCUAUGUCCAUAUACCUGUUCUAUGAAGUUUGUUAAACAGGGAUUGAUUUGAUAUUUAAAUGUCUAGAGCAUGACUACAACCAAAAUUCUCUUCUCUCAACUAUCAAAUAUGGAUUUAUGUUUUUUAUUCCCUGCAUACGAUAGUUGGGGUGCAUUAUGUUUUCUUGUCUGUUCGUCUCCCCAUCUUUCAGAUUCUGUCCUGUAUAAGGUUAAAGUUUUGGUUUAAGGUAGCUUUACCAUAGAAGUUUUUAUCAGAUUUCAGAGUAAACCGAACAUAGAAAGUUGAUAGUUUGAGCAGGGAAUUGUGUCCUAUGGACAAUUUUUUGUUUAUUAUUCUAUAUGAUGUCUCUUAAAUGUAUUUAAGUUGCUAUUUAUCUCGUGAAAAAAAAAACAGCUUUACAGCUCUUUUCAUAAUGCUAGCAAGGCAAAGGUUUGUUUGACUUACUUGCUUUGUUUGUAUAAAUGUUUGCUCAAGCAUUGUAAUUAAGAUUGAUAACUGCAAACAAUAUAAGUAGGCGGAGUUAAACCUGUGUAAAGAUAAAUUUGAUUAUUUGAUAAUGUCCAAUCAAAUUUAAAUACUGUAAAUUCAGAAAUUAUUGCGUGCAUUUAUUAUUGCGAUUAUAUCAUUUUAGACUAAAAUGCGAUUUUAAUUUUAGCGAUAUUGAGAAAAAUCCUGUUUGAUUCAUAUAAAAAAUUUCAAAGGCGAGUUUAAAUUAUUGCGAUUAUAACCCUGUCGCAUUUUUCGCAAUAAUAAAAACAUCGCAAUAAUUUCUGAAUUUACAGUAUAAUGUAUACAAGUUAAAAUCCGCCUUUUUAUGUUGUUUUCAUAUGUCAAUCUUAAUGACAAUGCUUGAGCAAACAUUGACACAAACAAAGCUAGCAAGCCAAACAAUUCUUUGUCUUGCUAGCAUUAUGAAAAGAGCUGUAAGUUAAUUUAUGUUUUAAAAUUUAAAACAGCAUUCUUUCUUAAAUUGUAAUCAACAACAUAGAAAUUAUGUUGUUUUAAAAAUAUGUGAGACAUCAUAAACUUCACUGUAUAUAUUUUAUUUUCUUUGUUUUUAAUAGAUGGUGUUUUAUGUGAAAAUUAAUAAUCAAGCAUAUAUACAGUGCAUUUUCAUGAGGGAAAAAUUGAAAUGUUUAUUUUCCAUUAAAUGGAUAACAAGGAGCAUAGUACAAUAUGUAGUAGACAUUAUAUUACACACUAAUAAAUCAAGUUAGGUACAAAGUACAUUAGUAAAAACAGUUUGAUCAUGCAUAAUAUAUGGUAUUUAUUAUAGUGUUUGUUUGUAUGCAUCAGUCUUGACUAUUAAAUCAAAUUUAAUAAGUUAUCACUUUCAUCUCACUUCUGUGCUAUGUAUUAAAUGUUUUCAGCAUUGCAAUAAACAUGAAUAAAA
This is a messenger RNA of Mytilus californianus (California mussel), 4614 nucleotides long. RefSeq lists its product as uncharacterized. The transcript has 11 exons. Gene Ontology annotation, molecular function: protein binding. Lineage: Eukaryota; Metazoa; Mollusca; Bivalvia; Mytilida; Mytilidae. Bases 64 to 1260 code for a protein of 398 amino acids. The record is from RefSeq and is a predicted model, not a curated record.